Messenger RNA from Zeugodacus cucurbitae (melon fly), 1488 nucleotides. RefSeq lists its product as uncharacterized. The record is from RefSeq and is a predicted model, not a curated record. The transcript is spliced from 2 exons. NCBI's taxonomy places the organism in Eukaryota, Metazoa, Arthropoda, Insecta, Diptera, Tephritidae. Gene Ontology annotation, molecular function: nucleic acid binding. The coding region runs from base 916 to 1434 and encodes 172 amino acids.
UAGAAAUGUAUUAUUUACCAUUACUGUUCCCAAUUGUAGAUAUUUAAGCUUAUUAUAAUCGAUAUUAUAUUUUAUGAUUUCUUCAUUAGUUAAAAUAUUCGGAUGUAUUAUUCCAUAUUUAGCGGAUACAACAUUUUCUUGUAUAUGUUCUAUUUUACUUUUUAAAAAUUGAAUUUUUGUGUAUUGAUCUAAGUAUAAAUUUUGUUUAUAUUCUUCAUAUAUAAAUUUAUUUAUUGAAUUAAGUUCUUUUUCUAUUUUUAAUCUAUCGCUUUUAACAAUUUCUUUUAAAUGUUCAAUAGCUGAUGCAAAAUAAUCGUUAAUUUUAAUUUGUUCGUUAAAUGAGUCAUUCGUUCGUAAAAGGUGUGUUUCUAUAGUUUGUCUGUCGUUUUCGUCCAUUGUUCCAAAAAGCCAUUUUGACAUACUGCCAAUUGCAUUAACUAAACCUCUUCUAUUCCUACUUUUAACUGGCAUAAGUGUCAUUAAUUUAUUCCUUUUAUCCAAUAACUCUCUUUGUAGUAUUUCUUUAUUUUCUAUUUUCACUAAGAUUAUAUUGUCGGUCAUGUCAUUAAUAAUAUUUUCUAAUUGUUGAACGUCAAUCAUAUGUACUAACGGGUGAUUUUUUUGAGGUUAGGAUUUUCAUGCAUUAGUAUUUGACAGAUCACGUGGGAUUUCAGACAUGGUGUCAAAGAGAAAGAUGCUCAGUAUGCUUUGACAUUUCAUCAUGAAUAGACUUACUAACGAGCAACGCUUGCAAAUCAUUGAAUUUUAUUACCAAAAUCAGUGUUCGGUUCGAAAUGUGUUUAUCGACAAAUUUUGUUCAGCGAUGAGGCUCAUUUCUGGUUGAAUGGCUACGUAAAUAAGCAAAAUUGCCGCAUUUGGGGUGAAGAGCAACCAGAAGCCGUUCAAGAACUGCCCAUGCAUCCCGAAAAAUGCACUGUUUGGUGUGGUUUGUACGCUGGUGGAAUCAUUGGACCGUAUUUUUUCAAAGAUGCUGUUGGACGCAACGUUACGGUGAAUGGCGAUCGCUAUCGUUCGAUGCUAACAAACUUUUUGUUGCCAAAAAUGGAAGAACUGAACUUGGUUGACAUGUGGUUUCAACAAGAUGGCGCUACAUGCCACACAGCUCGCGAUUCUAUGGCCAUUUUGAGGGAAAACUUCGGAGAACAAUUCAUCUCAAGAAAUGGACCCGUAAGUUGGCCACCAAGAUCAUGCGAUUUAACGCCUUUAGACUAUUUUUUGUGGGGCUACGUCAAGUCUAAAGUCUACAGAAAUAAGCCAGCAACUAUUCCAGCUUUGGAAGACAACAUUUCCGAAGAAAUUCGGGCUAUUCCGGCCGAAAUGCUCGAAAAAGUUGCCCAAAAUUGGACUUUCCGAAUGGACCACCUAAGACGCAGCCGCGGUCAACAUUUAAAUGAAAUUAUCUUCAAAAAGUAAAUGUCAUGAACCAAUCUAACGUUUCAAAUAAAGAACCGAUGAGAUUUUAAAAAA